This is a messenger RNA of Oryctolagus cuniculus (rabbit), 1655 nucleotides long. The record is from RefSeq and is a predicted model, not a curated record. Lineage: Eukaryota; Metazoa; Chordata; Mammalia; Lagomorpha; Leporidae.
GUAUGAACACCUGGUGAACCUACUGACCAAGAUCCUGAACCAGCGACCCGAGGACCCCUUGUCCAUCCUGGAGUUUCUGAACCGCACCACGCAGAGCGAGUGGUUCCACCCCAAGGUGGACACGCUGCAGGACGACCCCGAGAUGCAGCCCACCUUCGAGAUGGCCGAGAAGCAGAAGUCGCUGUUCUCGCGCGGCGGUGGCGGCGGGGAGGGCGAGCAGGAGAUGGAGGAGGAGGUGACGGAGACGGUGGUGCCCAACAUCAUGGAGGCGGCCUUCUACUUCCAGCAGGGGGGCGUGGGCCUGAGCGCCGACGAGAGCUUCCGCAUCUUCCUGGCCAUGAAGCAGCUGGCCGAGCAGCAGCCCGUGCACACGUGCCGCUUCUGGGGCAAGGUGCUGGGGCUGAGCCGCAGCUACGUGGUGGCCGAGGUGGAGUUCCGGGAGGGCGAGGAGGAGGGCGAGGAGGAGGAGGGCGAGGAGCUGCUGGAGGGCGGCGACGUGCUGGAGCCGCACGGCGAGGAGGAGGCGGAGGAGGACGAGGAGAAGGCGGCCGACGCGCUGCCGCAGCCCACCUGGCGGCCGCCGCCCGCCACGCCGCGCGAGGAGAGCCGCACGGGCGCCAACAAGUACCUGUACUUCGUGUGCAGCGAGCCGGGCCGCCCGUGGGCGCGCCUGCCGCACGUGACGCCCGCGCAGAUCGUGCAGGCGCGCAAGAUCAGGAAGUUCUUCACGGGCCACCUGGACGCGCCCGUGCUCAGCUACCCGCCCUUCCCGGGCAACGAGGCCAACUACCUGCGCGCGCAGAUCGCGCGCAUCUCGGCCGCCACGCACAUCAGCCCGCUCGGCUUCUACCAGUUCGGCGAGGAGGAGGGCGACGAGGAGGAGGAGGGCGGCGCCGGGCGCGACUCGUUCGAGGAGAACCCGGACUUCGAGGGCAUCCCCGUGCUGGAGCUGGUGGACUCCAUGGCCAACUGGGUCCACCACGCGCAGCACAUCCUGCCGCAGGGCCGCUGCACGUGGGUGAACCCUCUGCAGAAGACGGAGGAAGAGGAGGAGCUGGGUGAGGAGGAAGAGAAGGCCGACGAGGGGGUGGAGGAGGUGGAGCAGGAGGUGGGACCCCCGCUGCUGACGCCACUCUCGGAAGAUGCAGAGAUCAUGCACAUGUCCCCCUGGACCACCCGCCUGUCCUGCAGCCUCUGCCCACAGUACUCCGUGGCCAUCGUGCGCUCCAACCUCUGGCCGGGCGCCUACACCUACGCCAUCGGCAAGAAGUUCGAGAACAUCUACAUCGGCUGGGGCCACAAGUACAGCCCGGACAACUUCAACCCGGCCCUGCCGGCCCCCGCCCAGCAGGAGUACCCCAGCGGCCCCGACAUCGCCGAGAUGAGCGACCCCACGGUGGAGGAGGAGCAGGCCCUCAAGGCGGCCCAGGAGCAAGCCCUGGCUGCCACGGAGGAGGAGGAGGAGGACGAGGAGGAAGACGAAGACGAGGAGACGGACGACUGAGGCCCGGGAGCCGGCAGGGUGCCCCUGUGCUGUGUGCGUUGCCGGCUGCGGCCGGCGUCCUCACUGUUGGGUCGCCUCCUGUCCCUGGAGGGCAGGGGUAGUAGCGCGGAGGAAGGAAGCCGCUCCCAAUAAAAGGUCCCCCGUAGCUUUA